GACGGCCAGUCCAGCGUGACACCCCAGCGAUGGAGGUCACGGACCACGAGCUGGAUCCGAACACCCACCAUGAGAUGGGAAAGGGCAGCGAGGACCAGGAGGCGCGAGGUACACCUCGCGGCGAGAAGCUGGACAUGCUGUUCGAAGUAGAUGACACGCCACCAUGGUACUACUGCGUGGUUCUGGGAUUUCAGCAAUACCUGACGAUGUUCGGAAGCACCGUCUCCAUCCCCCUGAUCAUCACGCCAAGCAUGUGUAUGGACGAGAGCGACCCUGCUCGGGGCUACGUGAUCGGCACUAUUCUCUUUGUUUCCGGCAUCGUCACUCUACUGCAAGUCACGUUCGGCGUCAGGCUGUCGAUCGUUCAGGGCGGCAACUUCUCCUUCUUGACGCCGACGCUGACGCUGCUGAGCCUGCCGCAGUGGAAGUGCCCCGACCCGGCGAUGCGGGCGCUGCUCUCGGAUGACGAGCGCUACGAGCUCUGGUCGUCGCGCAUGCGCGAGGUCCAGGGCGCCAUUGCAGUGUCGGCCAUCUUCCAGAUCGUGCUCUCCUUCGGCGGGGUGAUUGGCCUGCUGUUGAAGAUCAUCACGCCGCUCACCAUCGUGCCCACAAUCGCCAUGGCCGGCCUGUCCCUGUUCCAAGAGGCCAAGAAGAAGGCCGCCACCCACUGGGGUGUCUCUGUGCUGACGAUGUUGGUGGUGAUUCUGUGCAGCCAGUACCUGCGUAACGUCACGCUGCCGGUGCCGCGCUGCCGCCGAGGCGACGCCGACGGCUCCCAGCGCCGCGCCCUGCGCGUGCCCAUCUUCACACUGUUCCCGAUUUUGUUCGGCAUCGGCAUCAGCUGGGUGUUCUGCGCCAUCCUCACAGUCAGCGAGGUGUUGCCGCCCGACUCGCCGGCUCGCACUGACCUGCGCACCUCUGCGCUGUACGAGGCGGCCUGGUUCCGGCUGCCGUACCCGGGCCAGUGGGGCACGCCGACCGUGCAUGCCGGCCCCGUGUUCGGCAUGCUCGCAGGCGUGAUCGCCUCCAUCGUUGAGUCGAUCGGUGACUACUACGCCUGCGCCAAGAUAUCCGGCGCGCCGCCGCCGCCCGUGCAUGCUAUCAACCGCGGCAUCGCCAUAGAGGGGAUUGGCUGUGCGCUGGCCGGCGUCUUCGGCACUGGCAACAGCACCACCAGCUACAGCGAGAACAUCGGCGCCAUCGGAAUCACCAAGGUGGCCAGUCGGCGUGUGCUCCAGUGGGGUGCGGUGAUCAUGAUGCUGUUUGGUAUGACCGGCAAGUUCGGGGCCCUCUUCAUCACCAUGCCGGAGCCCAUUGUCGGUGGCAUGUUCAUCAUCAUGUUCUCGAUGAUCACAGCUGUCGGAUUUUCUUCUCUUCAGUUCGUCGACCUCAAUUCCUCUAGAAAUUUGUUCGUGCUCGGAUUUUCUAUAUUUUUCGCAUUGGUUCUGCCCACCUACAUGUCGGAGCACAAGGACGCCGUACGGACGGGCAGCGACACAUUCGACCAGAUCCUGUAUGUGCUGCUCAGCACCAGCAUGUUCGUGGGCGGCUUUCUCGGCUGCGUGCUGGACAACACGAUCCCGGAUAGCGCCGCCCAUCGUGGGCUGGAGUGA
Molecule: messenger RNA, 1613 nt
Organism: Pollicipes pollicipes
Lineage: Eukaryota; Metazoa; Arthropoda; Thecostraca; Pollicipedomorpha; Pollicipedidae
Product: solute carrier family 23 member 2-like
Biological process (GO): transmembrane transport
Cellular component (GO): membrane
Molecular function (GO): transmembrane transporter activity
Source: RefSeq, a predicted model, not a curated record